Aspergillus costaricaensis CBS 115574 is the source of this 1203-nucleotide messenger RNA. RefSeq lists its product as uncharacterized. The transcript has a single exon. NCBI's taxonomy places the organism in Eukaryota, Fungi, Ascomycota, Eurotiomycetes, Eurotiales, Aspergillaceae. The record is from RefSeq and is a predicted model, not a curated record. Bases 62 to 1036 code for a protein of 324 amino acids.
CCAGAACAUCACACUCCCCUCUCUUAAACUUUAAUCAUACUUCUUCAUCUCGUUGUACAUGAUGCACUCCGUUUCUAAGGGUCUUCUCCUGGUGCUGAGCAGCCACCUGCUCGCUGCUACUGCCCGUCCUGUGGCCACGGAGACUUCCACUGCCACGGCCACCGAGACUCCUGCAAGCUACGGAGAUUACGGCAACUAUGGCAACUACGGAAACUACCAAGCCUACAAGAGGGACGACGAGCCUGAAGCGGAUGAGACGACCAGCAGCGUGUCGUCGACUGCCUCUGCCACCUCCACCACUGCUGCGGGAUAUGGCAACUAUGGCAACUAUGGAGACUACGGCACCUAUGGUAGCUACCAAAACUACAAGCGUGGUGAAGAGCCCGAUCCCAGCUUGAGCACCACUACCGCUAUCCCUACCACCACUGCCCCUGCCAGCUACGGCGACUAUGGCAACUACGGAAAUUACGGAAAUUAUGGCAGCUAUGAAGCCUACAAGCGUGGCGAGGAGCCUGACCCCAGCUCCACCACCACCACUGCGGUUCCUACUACUACCGCCCCCGCUAGUUACGGAGACUAUGGCAACUAUGGCAACUACGGCAACUAUGGCAGUUACGAGGCCUACAAGCGUGGUGAGGAGCCCGAUCCUAGCUCGACCACUACCACCGCGGUCCCUACGACCACUGCACCGGCCAGCUAUGGCGACUAUGGCGACUACGGCAACUAUGGAAACUACGGUAGCUACGAGGCGUACAAGCGUGACGAGGAGCCCGAGGUGAGCAGCACUGCUUCUGCGACGAGCUCGACCGAGUCUGCGACCACGACUGCGGCGAACUAUGGCAACUAUGGAAACUACGGCAACUACGGCAAGUAUGCCAGCUACGGCUCGUACAAGAGGGAUGCUGAGCCCCAGCCCGAGCAGGACAGUGAGUCCUCGACCACCACCGCUGCUAGCACGACCACUGCUGCUGCGGGAUAUGGGAACUAUGGCAACUACGGCAACUAUGGAAAGUACGCUUCUUACGGCAGUUACUAAAAAGGGAGUUAAGUGCGUGAUGAUACGGAGGACAAGUGUUACCUGAGCAAAAGUUGAGGGUGACGCUGCUGGGAUUGGGAGAUCAAUCAUGAUGAUGAUGUCUAAGAAUGUGUUAUUCUGUUGUAUUUAUUAGCAAUGGAUCAGUUAACUAGAUAAAUAUAAUGUAG